This is a messenger RNA of Epinephelus lanceolatus (giant grouper), 4250 nucleotides long. Its product is annotated as vang-like protein 2. The record is from RefSeq and is a predicted model, not a curated record. Gene Ontology annotation, cellular component: membrane. NCBI's taxonomy places the organism in Eukaryota, Metazoa, Chordata, Actinopteri, Perciformes, Serranidae. Gene Ontology annotation, biological process: multicellular organism development.
CGCUCAGCUCAGCCACACAGCGGAUGCGGGGCCGGGAUGAGGUGCGUGUUGCUGCCUUAUGUGCGGCUUCGGUGCGUCGAUUAAAGAUGCGAUUAAACAGCCGAGAAACAAACAAAAACAAACUGCGUCACGCGAAAACACUCCGGUGAUGACCGAGCGUGGAAGCUGCGGACAGAUGCGCGUCGGGAGAAAGUGAAUUUGGAGGCACUUUGGCUGCUCGGCUCUUUGUGCUGCAGGUUGCAGCAUUUUCCUUUUGGACUGAAAGGCCUCCAAGAUAGAUUCCCUCAGGAGUAAAGUGGACUUGCUGCGCCUCCCCUUGGCCCUCUCCACCAAGUCCAUUAGCAAUCGUAAGAGUCAGCUGGGCGUGGUCUGGGAGAAAGGCGGCGGCGGCCCGGGGGCAGGAGGGGCUCGGAAACUCCGCCCACCGCUAGCCUCCAACAUGGACAACGAGUCGACGUACUCGGGCUACUCCUACAAGUCGUCCCACUCACGAAGCUCCCGCAAACACAGGGAGAGAAGGGACAGGCAUCGCUCGAAGAGUCGGGACAGCAGCAUCCGUGGAGACAAAUCAGUGACCAUCCAGGCUCCAGGAGAGUCGCUGCUGGACGCCGAGUCCACCAGAGGAGACGACAGGGAUGACAACUGGGGUGAGACGACGACUGUGGUCACUGGCACCUCUGUGGACAGCAUCUCCAAUGAGGACCUCACACGGGUCUCUAAGGACAUUGAGGAUUCUUCGCCGCUGGAGUGCCGGCGUUACCUCGGCCCAGCGUUGGGCGCCGUCCUGGGGCUCUUUGCUCUGGUCACUCCUCUGGCCUUCCUGGCGCUCCCACAGCUCCUUUGGCGGGACACACUGGAACCUUGCGGCACACCAUGUGAGGGCCUUUACAUUUCUCUGGCCUUCAAGCUCCUGAUCCUCCUCAUCUCCACCUGGGCGCUUUUCUUCCGCCCACCCAGAGCCACUCUGCCACGCUUCUUCAUCUUCCGCUGUCUGCUGCUGGCGUUGGUCUUCCUCUUUGUUGCGUCUUAUUGGCUCUUCUACGGGGUGCGGGUGCUGGAGUCCAGAGAGACAGACUACAGGGGGAUUGUGGGAUAUGCAGCAUCUCUGGUGGAUGCGCUGCUGUUCAUUCAGUACCUGGCCCUGGUGCUGUUGGAGGUCAGACAUCUGCAGCCUGCGUUCUGUCUCAAGGUUGUGAGGACCACAGACGGAGCCAGUCGCUUCUACAACGUGGGACAUCUUAGUAUUCAGCGAGCAGCAGUGUGGGUUCUAGACCAGUACUACAGUGACUUCCCAGUGUAUAACCCCGCCCUGCUCAACCUGCCCAAGUCCAUCCUCUCUAAGAAGAUGUCUGCCUUCAAGGUCUACAACCUGGGGGAAGAGAACAGCACCAAUAACUCUACAGGUCAGUCCAGAACCAUGAUCGCAGCUGCUGCUCGGAGAAGAGACAACUCUCACAACGAAUACUACUACGAGGAGGCAGAGAUGGAGCGGAGGGUCCGCAAACGUAAGGCUAGAUUGGUGGUGGCAGUAGAAGAAGCCUUUACCCACAUCAAGCGCCACCAGGACGAGGAGGCGAUCCCCUCUUCACCUAAACACCCUCGGGAGGUGAUGGACCCCAGGGAGGCGGCCCAGGCCAUCUUUGCCCCCAUGGCGAGGGCCAUGCAGAAGUACCUCCGCGCCACCAGGCAGCAGUCCUACCACAGCAUGGAGAGCAUCAUCAACCACCUGCAGUUCUGCAUCAUGCACAACAUGACCCCCAAGGCUUUCCUUGAGCGUUACCUCAGCCCAGGUCCCACCCUCCAAUACCUGGACACCAGCAGGGGGCGCCAGUGGACACUAGUGAGUGAGGAGCCAGUGACUGCUGCUCUGCGUCAGGGCCAGGUCUUCUCACUCAGACGCCUGGACUUCUCCCUGGUCGUCACGGUGACGCCACUCCCCUUCCUGCACCUGGGCGAGGAGUUCGUCGAUCCUAAAAGGCACAAAUUUGUCAUGAAGCUCCAGUCAGAGACGUCUGUGUAGGACGAGGGUGGUGAACUAUAGUGCUGUUCAUAAGCGUGACGCCCAAAUGAUGUGGCUAUAACAUCACAAUAGUCAAGGCAACAGUAACACCCCAUCACAGACUUUGUUCCUCAAAUGUCAUAAGAUUAGACACUCAAAGUGCUGACUGUUAACUUCUGAUGUUGUACUAUAGACUGCUUCCAGUUUUCAUGACACUGAAGUAUUUGUGCUGCUUUUGGUGCUAUUUCACUACACAUUCAAUGAAAUAAGUGUUUUUGAGAAAAAAGUUGGUCCUUUGGUUAAAACAGUUACACUUAAAUUUGAUUUGAUCCACAUUUAUUAUUCAGGCAACAAUUUUUCAAUAGAAUAUAUACCCAUGCAUGGUGUGGACUGUUUUUGGUAAAUGUACCAAGCCUUCUGUGUGUGCACUGACCUUUAAAAUGCACUAUCAGACCUGACAGGCUUCACUUUAGCUCACUCAUUGCCAGAGCUAAUCUUAAUUCUCGUUUCCCUUUUUACUUGAACUUCUUGUUUGGACUUUCAAAGCUACAAACGGGCAGAAUCAGACAUUUACUUAAAGGUUCUCUGGUCUUUUCUCGUCUUUUGGAUGUUGAUUGGAUUCACUGGCUGAAUCGAAGGGGGGUGAAACUGCCUUUAAAUUGCUUCCCCUUUUUUUGAUUCCACUGAAUAGUGCACCGAGAAGUGGACACAUACUUCCCACUGAAAGUAUAUAGUAAGAUACACUGGAUUGACUUUCAAUGCACUGAGCAUUUCAUAAAAUGCACUGCAUUAUUUCCUGCUCAGGUUUUGGUGAAUCACUUCUCAUUUCUGGAGAACUGAAAGAAAUGUACUCCUGCACUGGGAGGAAAUAUAACUUUUGUUAGUACAAUGUAAAUACCAGUAUACUGUAUGUCCAAUAUCUCUGGUAGCUGAUGUAUUCACCUUUACAUACGAGGUUUGAAUUGGACUUAAUGAGCCCCAACACAAUACAGCCAGGCACCACCAAUGUGCUUCUUUUUGGCAGCUUGAUGUUUUUGAUAUUUUGCAAAGUGAGUGUGUGAAUUUGUGUGUGUGGUUGGAUCACAAAGUGGACAAAGUGGGCAACUGCCUCGUGGCCUGAGACCCUUAAGCCCCAGGUUCCCCUCAUGUGCGUAAUUUGAUUAAUUGCAAGUCUUCGACACCAAUUCAAUAUGCUUAAUUGGCCAAUAAGGUCCAAGAAGGGCCGAUUAUGCCAGCGGUGCAGGACCAUGUGUCAAAUCUAGGGUGACGCGCUCACCAGUGGCCAGACAUUGACCAACAGCCAACCAUCAACUUAGUGUGUCAGGACCUAUAGACGUACUGUAACAAUGCCUCGGGGUAAAGUAGAUGGUGGCAGCAUGCAACCUCAAACGCAAUGGUUGCAAUCUGCCAUAAAAAGUAUAGAAGAAGAAUGUAUGCACAAUUAAAGCAGGAAGUACCUUGAAGUUUCCCAAAAUUUGUCCAGUUUGUGACCAAAUAUCUGCCAGAUGUUUCCACCAGCCUCAGUUGUACUUUGUUUAAAGCUAAUUAGCAAAUGUCAGUAGCCUAAAAAAAAAAAGCAUGUUUAUACACUGAAGUAAGAUGAACAUGGUCGACACUACCUUUUAAGACAGGUCCUUCAAUACCUAACCUUGUGGCCUUGUCCUGUAGAAGUGCCCUGAGUCAAAAUCUACUUUUCAAGACCUUAAAAAAGUACUUCGCGAUUUAGCAUUGCACUUCCAUGACACUGUUAGGCUCACGAGGGACAGUAAAACAAAAAAAAAUUAUUCCACACAUUCUCCUUUCUGGUCAAAACAUGUCGCCAGAAUUACCCAUAAUGCAACUCGAGUGGGGACUAAGAACUUUUGCGAAGCCAAUUUGAGAGUUUUAUCAGUAGCACGGGGUAAAAUCUCUCAGUAAGCGAGAGACUGAAUCAGUGACCAUAUGCUAACAACAACAACUGUCACUUCCUGGUAGACAGCUGACAAACGAUUUUAAUUGAGAUAUGUAAAACUGGCAAACUUGGUUACUUCUGUUGUCAUUUUCCCAACCGGUCUCACUCCCAACUCAUCAAAUACCAACGCUUGGAGAGUGGCCGUUGGCAUCGCUACUGAUGGUGAAACAAGGCACCCUUUGGCAGUGGUAUGAGAUGCACCGGGCGACGGCUUAGUGAUGGCCAAGUGAAGCCUCAUGAACCACUUUCUUUAUUUUCUAAUGCCACCAGAUGGCACUCUUGGUUUAAAGAUAAAGGCUG